Molecule: messenger RNA, 1848 nt
Organism: Phaedon cochleariae (mustard beetle)
Lineage: Eukaryota; Metazoa; Arthropoda; Insecta; Coleoptera; Chrysomelidae
Source: the annotation of a GenBank genome assembly
AUUCGUGUUCAGAUUCCUCGGUUUUUCAUCAAACACGGCGGUGGUCCUUGUGUAGGUGUUAGGUGUCGGUGUGCGAUAUUUUUUCGAGAACUUAUCAUGGAAAAUUGAAAGGGAUUCAUAUGAAGAAGAAUCGACGGUCCAGAGAGAAUUCUUCAGAAAACUUAUAAGAAUUGGAUGAAAUGGACUUUUUAGUAACGAAAGAUGACGACGCCAACUUCAUCAGGGACCACGAAAAACAAAAGAUUGAGAUAGAAGAGCGGCUUUUACAUAGCAAACAUGAAAUCGAGAAAGAAGAUACGGAGCCCGCAACAUUCGAAGAUGCAAUCAAAGCUACAGGGUUUGGAAAAUUCAACGUCAUUUUAACGCUAGCCAUGAUAUUUCCUUCGAUGGCAGAAAUAUUCGAAGUAGUAUCUCUAUCAUAUGUUUUACCAAUAGCACACUGUGAUCUUAACCUUACUCUCAAUGAUAAAGGCAUGUUGAAUGCCAUGUCUUUCGCAGGAAUGGUGACAAGUGCUCUAUUCUGGGGAAGAGUAUGUGAUACAUUGGGCAGAAAAAACGUAAUAGUAUAUGGUUACAUUUGUAACGGGUUUCUUGCUGUGAUAGUUUCACUCACCACGAACAUUACAGCACUAUCAAUAGCAAAAUUUUUAGGAGGACUAAUUAUUAAUGGACCCUAUUCUGCAUCUGUAUCUCAUCUGUCGGAGUUUCAUUCGUCGAAGUAUAGAGCCAGAGUUCAAAUAGUCAGAGGAAUAAUGCUCAGUUCAUCCAAUAUUAUUCUACCAUUGAUGGCGUGGGGAAUAUUGCCCAGAAAAAUCGAUUUUUCUCCAUUUGGAAUAAUUGAUUAUCACUCCUGGAAUAUUUAUUUGAUGAUAUGUGCACUGCCUCCUAUCAUUAGUGGAAUAAUCUACUUCUUCAUGCCAGAAAGUCCAAAAUUCUUGAUGACCAUAGGAAAAAACAAGCACGCUCUGGAAAUUUUCCGAAAGGUUUACAAAAUUAAUACAGGGAAACCAGAUCACACAUUCCCGAUCAAAAGAUUGGUUAGAGAAACAUACUGCGAUGAGGAAAAAAAUAUCGACAGAACUUCAGUAAAUGUGAUUCGAGAAGGACUAAACCAAAUGAAACCCUUCCUGAAUUCCCCCCACAUUUCCAGGAUUAUUAUCAUAUGUACAAAUGCAUUCCUUCUUACUAUGAGUAUGAAUCUGGUGAAAUUAUGGUUGCCUCAAAUAUUCCAAGCAAGCAGUGAUUACGAACUCAAUCACGGAAGUAAUGAAAGUUCCGAUGUUUGCUCAAUCCUCAGGGAGUUGAGAACGACUAAUGUUACUAAGGUUGAGGAUUGCAAAGUGAAUUUGGACAAUACAUCGGUAUAUGUAAAUUCUAUGAUCGUUGGCAUAGUACGGGUGGGAAUGUUCAGCUUGGCAGGAACAUUGGUCAAUCUAUUAGGGAAAAAAACGUUAACCCUUAUACUCUCUUUUGCUUCUGGAAGCUUCUGUUCAGCAGUAUAUUUCUCGCCAAAUCCGCUCGCAGUAUUGAUACUUUAUGCGUUACAUCUCUCUCUGGGUUGUGUUUCUGACAAUUUACUCACAACUACAACAUUGGAGUUGUUUCCAACAACAUUGAGAACAAGUGCUCUCUGUUUGCAUCUGAUGUUUGGGAGAAUAGGAACCGUAGUGGGAAACGUAAUUCUACCCCAGUUAUUACUUAUAGGUUGUGCACCACCUAUAUUCUUUUUAGGAUCAAUUGUAUUUGUGUCGGCCAUUUUGACAACUCUAUAUCCAAGUACGGAGAAUAAACCUUUAAUAUAGAAUUAAAUAUAAAAUAGAUAUCAAUUGUAAUAAACUUUUCUAAGUA